AUUAUUCAUAAUAUUGCGAAAAUGAUAUCAAAUAAAAUCGAGAUGCGCGAUAAAUUCGAUACUCUUGCCUGUUGCACUCUAGUGAGAGAUCAUGGAAACAAAAAUGACUGCUACAAGAACAAAUUUUAUUUUGAUUCUCUAAAUGUCAACAAUAACAAUUAACGAAAAUUAAAAUAUAUCACGUAUUAAUUGAUAUUAUUCGAUAGUGACGAGAGAAAACGGACAAAUGUGCAUCAUUAAUCGUUAACAAGAUGCAGUUUCACUCCGAAGGUGGACUAGAACUGUUAUCGAGAUUCAGAGAGAACCGGCGUUCGAUUAACCUCGACGAGACUCUAUUCGCCAGCGACAUCGGUGACCAAAAUAUCAUAGAGAUUGUCGGAGCCUCAGCCACCGGAAAGACCCUGUUAUUAUGCCAAUUUAUAGCAAAAUGCAUAUUGCCCGCAAGGUAUAAAGGGAUCAAAAUUGAUGGAUGCGAUUCUUGUGCAAUACUGAUCGAUACAUAUGGUCAAGUUCAAAUGAGUAAGCUAGCUGAACUUAUGACUGUUAUGACCCUUACUGCGUGCAAAAUCGCUGGUAUACAGCUACCAAUCGAGACAGUAAAUCUAAUUGUAAAUAAGUCUCUGGAAAACUUGACAGUGAUCAAUUGUUGCAACAAUGAUCAGUUACAGCUGUCUCUGCAAGCGCUUGAGGACGAACUCCUCAGCAAUGAAAGGAUUGCUCUGUUAGCUAUAGAUAAUAUAUUGGCAUACUAUUGGCAGGUGAGGAGGGAGAAAGGUAUACUUAGUAUGGAUCAGUAUGCAAGAAGCUUGGUAAGAAUUAUUCGAGCUCGGAUAUCUCGGUUUUGCAGUAUGACAGUUUACACAAGAUGGGAAUCGGUGCCCCAAUAUGAAUCACCUGUAACUAGCUUAAAUAGUCCUAAACACACCAAUCUAUUGGAGGAAACAGGUGUAAAUUACAGGCUGCAACUUUGUAAAAAUUCUGUGAUUCGUGAAUUUACAUGUCAUGUACAAUCUAAAGAUGAUAUAAAACAGAUUCAUUAUACAAUCUCUGAUUCUGGUAUAAAAUGGAUUCUUUGAUAAUAUAUCAGAAAUGAAAUCAUAUUUUUUAUUAAUAAUCAAUUGAUGAGAGGAGAAAUU
Messenger RNA from Camponotus floridanus (Florida carpenter ant), 1136 nucleotides. It is a transcript of the gene Xrcc2, whose product is annotated as DNA repair protein XRCC2 homolog. Gene Ontology annotation, molecular function: four-way junction DNA binding. Gene Ontology annotation, biological process: DNA strand invasion; double-strand break repair via homologous recombination. The coding region runs from base 252 to 1076 and encodes 274 amino acids. Gene Ontology annotation, cellular component: replication fork; Rad51B-Rad51C-Rad51D-XRCC2 complex; centrosome. The record is from RefSeq and is a predicted model, not a curated record. Lineage: Eukaryota; Metazoa; Arthropoda; Insecta; Hymenoptera; Formicidae. The transcript has a single exon.